This is a messenger RNA of Aspergillus bombycis, 1158 nucleotides long. RefSeq names its product putative integral membrane protein. Bases 1 to 1158 code for a protein of 385 amino acids. The record is from RefSeq and is a predicted model, not a curated record. The transcript has 5 exons. NCBI's taxonomy places the organism in Eukaryota, Fungi, Ascomycota, Eurotiomycetes, Eurotiales, Aspergillaceae.
AUGAGUACUAGCAUUCAACACAUCGUGCACCCACGGGGUGACGAUCAGUCAUAUCUUUCCACUGGAGGCAAGAGUGGGAUGGCAAUCAGCAUUGCAUUCACCAGCUUAGCUACCAUCUUUGUUUCUGCCCGAGUCUACACGCGUGCCGGCAUAAUGAAGCGCAUGGAGUCGAACGAUUAUAUGGUUAUGAUCGCUCUGACAUUCUCCUAUGUCUUCAUGGCCUUUUAUAUUAUAGAAGCAUUGAAUGGAAUGGGUAUGCAUGGCGCUGAUAUCCCGCCACCCAUCCUCCUUAAGCAGAUGAAAGCAUUCUGGAUUACUAUUCCAUUCUAUAAUGCCGCGCUUUUAUGCGCCAAAGCCUCGAUCCUUCUGCAGUACUUCCGCGUCUUCCCUACCAGACGCAUGCGCCUCAUCACCUGGGUCAUGUUAGGCAUACUCGGCGUCUACGGAUCCUGGGCAGUUCUGAGUGGCUUUCUCAAUUGCAUCCCUGUGGCAAAAUUCUGGGACAAGAAACUUGAAGGGUACUGCCUGGAUGACAAAGGGCUGUGGUUCUCAAAUGCCUCGAUGCAUAUCACCACCGAUCUUGCUAUUCUGAUCAUCCCUAUCCCGGCUCUAGCGAAACUGGAUCUUCCCAAGAGACAGAAGAUUGCAUUGAUCACUGUUUUUGCACUAGGCGGAUUCGUAUGCAUCACCAGCAUCUGUCGUCUGGUCGCCCUUAAAAAGAUCGCCGAUUCCACAGAUCCAACCUUUGACAACGUCGGCGCCGCCUCCUGGUCCGCCAUCGAAUGCAACGUAGGAAUCAUCUGCGCCUGCCUCCCCACCCUGCGACCUCUCGUAUCCCGCAUUGUGCCCCAUCUCUUAUCGACCCUAAGCAGCCGUAACCGAAGCUACAGCCGGAGCUACGGUAACAGGCGAUUCUCGCACGGACGACCCCCGACAUACUGGGGCGGUGGAGCAGGGACAGGGACAGUCUCAACCACCAUCACGGCGAUGGAUGAUCUCGAAGUCGGGAGCCACUGCGCCGACUCAGAGAGGGCUCUAACACAUGUCCCUGGGGCGGACAUCACCAGCAAGGAGAAGUUCGUGCUCAAGGAAACGAAGAGUAUGGAAGAUGAUUCUGAAAAGGUGCAGACCGCAGUAGGAUCAGCCAUUUCACGAUGA